AUGAGGCCUCCGUACCUCAAAAAGGAGUUAGAGUCGAGGGCUCACUGGACCAUGGAUUUGAGUCGAAUGGUGCACUACGGCACCGUCGAGCAACAACAGCAUCGACUGGCGACAGCAGGAUGGAGAAAUGACAGCAGCAUUGGCAACAACGACUUCUUUCUCCUGACAGAAGUUCAAGCCCGCUAA
Molecule: messenger RNA, 186 nt
Organism: Pseudogymnoascus destructans
Lineage: Eukaryota; Fungi; Ascomycota; Leotiomycetes; Thelebolales; Thelebolaceae
Exons: 2
Coding region: 1-186 (61 amino acids)
Source: RefSeq, a predicted model, not a curated record